AUGAAGGCAUCGCUGCUCCUCAGCCUUGGAGCUCUAGCGCUCCCAGGAGUUAUGGCAUCUCCCCUACACGAGGUCGAACCGAGAGAAGGCUCCCAUUCAUUCAUGGGCACCAACUUGUACUUCCUCCCAGGCUUGUCUGAUCAAGACCAAGAUCAAUAUAUAAACGACCUUUCCAACUAUGGCAUCAAAGUAGUCCGCGUGUGGGUAAACCAACAAGCUGCAGGUCACUGUGAAAAAGGCAGUAACCUCGCGGUAAAUGUAGGCCCACUGGAGUCCGACUUGGGCAAGUUCGAUGACAAAACGCUGGAUGCCGUUGACAAAGUCGUCAAUAAGCUGGCCAAGAAGGGUAUCAAGUCUAUUAUUUCGCCCCACGAUGCGAACUCGCUUCUCGAUGACUAUCGAAAGGACGUAUACACCAAGUUCGGCAAGUCCGGAUUCUACUCUUCGGACGACGCCAUCAAAGCCUACGACAAUCGAAUCGACCACAUUCUCAACUACAAGGGAGCCCACUCCGGCAAGAACGAGCCCAUGUCGCCAGACAUUUCAGUCUGCCAGAACAACGACCAGAAGAACUGGCUCUGCGGGCGCGCCAAGAAGUUCCGCAACGUCCUGGGCGCCGACAACAAGAUCCAAAUCGCGACUGGAGGUAUCGGCGGUGACAUUUCGCAUGACUGCACCUUCGCCAAGGCUGCUACGCAGUGCCCCGAGAUCGACCUAAUCGCCAUCCAUCGGUAUGCGGGUAGCCAGUCCAACAACCCCGGUCAAUGGUCCAACGGCGCCAAAAACUGGGUUCAGCAGGCCGGCGGCAAGCUCAUCUUCGUCGAGGAAUGGGGAGUUAACACCGCCGCCAACAGCGCUAAGAGCGAGCUGCCUGCCCAAGCCAACGACAUCAACAAAGUUGGUCUACCAAACUUGUAUUGGCAAUUUCUCCCUAAGAAGACCUGCUCCUACGACCCUAGACAGGAUUCUGGCGACCACUUUGGUAUCUUCGUCGAGGGCGACGUGGAUAUUGCUUCGGUCGUGAAGGGCGCGUCUGAUGCCAACGCUCUACAGGAUUGGUCGAAGGUCAUUGAAUGA
Messenger RNA from Daldinia childiae, 1077 nucleotides. Its product is annotated as putative beta-mannanase protein. The transcript has 5 exons. The record is from RefSeq and is a predicted model, not a curated record. Bases 1 to 1077 code for a protein of 358 amino acids. Gene Ontology annotation, molecular function: hydrolase activity, hydrolyzing O-glycosyl compounds. NCBI's taxonomy places the organism in Eukaryota, Fungi, Ascomycota, Sordariomycetes, Xylariales, Hypoxylaceae.